CUCCCACGUCACAAAUUUAUUACUAAAACGAUGUUUGGUGAGACUGUAUUCCUAUACGAACGACGCGAAGCACUUGACAUUUUUGGUAACUCGAAGCUCAUUCAAGGUUAACUUUGUUUUGAAGUGAACUUGUGUUGUGAAUGUUGUGUGAAAGUUUUGGAAUUAUAUGAUUAACUUCUAAAACAUUCUGCUGAAAUGAGAACCAGCCACCCGCAAUACACCAUUAUGGUAGAAUUUAUGGAAAAGUAUGGAGACUUAUCUAAACCCAGCGGUGGCCCUCGUGGUAGACACUAUAUACAGCAAAAAUGGAAGGAGCUAACGGAUAUGCUAAACAGUGAUGGCACUGGAGACCCUCGAACAGAGGAGAAGUGGCGGAAGGUUUGGAGUGAUUUCAAAAAUAAUGUUAAGAAAAAGUCAGCAAAAAUAAAUAGGUCCGCUCAGGGUACAGGUGGUGGGCCAGCACUUCAAUUAACAUUAACAGACCUUGAAAACAGGGUAUUGAAUAUAAUUGGGGUGCAGGCAGCUACCGGGAUGCCUAUACAAGAAGCUGGAUUUGUACAGGUUGUUGGUGGGGAGGAAGAUAGCUUGUCAAGUACUCAUCUGCAAGUUACAGCCACCGAAAAUGUAGAUGAAUUGACUGUCAACGAUGUUCCCUAUGAAUGUACUCCAAUUCCUGAAGAUAUAUGGAAUACUCCAGGAACGAGCAGUCAACCUACAGUCGCUCCGCCGCCUCUUCCUCCACAACCACCAGCACCUAAACAACCAGCAGCUCCAGAGGAAACCCAGUGGCGACCACCGAAAAAGAAGAAAAAGUCCGAAGACCCAGUUUUUAAAAUAUUUAAGGAGUGUGAGGAGACUGCAAGGGAGUAUGAAAGGGAGCGUGACCGAAUUGUGCACGAAUUAGAACGAGAGAGGAUUCGACAGCGUGAUGUAGAGCUUCAUUUACAAGCUCAGUGGUUGGAAUUUAUGAAAGAGGCUUUGAAAGUAUUAAGAAUGUAUUUGGAGAGAAGUGAGUAGUGCUUGUUUGAGUAUCGCAGCAUUGAACAAAUGCACAAACCUCAUUGGUUUUAAAUGCUGUUU
Messenger RNA from Aricia agestis (brown argus), 1080 nucleotides. RefSeq names its product formin-binding protein 4-like. The record is from RefSeq and is a predicted model, not a curated record. The transcript has 5 exons. Lineage: Eukaryota; Metazoa; Arthropoda; Insecta; Lepidoptera; Lycaenidae. Gene Ontology annotation, cellular component: nucleus. The coding region runs from base 196 to 1017 and encodes 273 amino acids.